Caenorhabditis elegans is the source of this 720-nucleotide messenger RNA. NCBI's taxonomy places the organism in Eukaryota, Metazoa, Nematoda, Chromadorea, Rhabditida, Rhabditidae. The record is from the annotation of a RefSeq genome assembly.
AUGGAAUCGAUAUCACGUUCGCCUCGAAUUUUUCUAUUGUCAUUGGGUCGAUGGAACUCCGGAAUAUCGUUUGCCCGAGAGAUAUGUACAGAAUAAGAACAGAAUCCUUGCAAAGUUUCUACUUCACGAAAACUGAGUUGAAGUCUAUGAUGAGGGACUUGCGAAGUAUUACUUCUGGAAUAAAACAACAGAUGAGGUUUGUUGGUAUUCUCCGCGUCAUCCACGAGCUAUAAUUAGUGAUCCAGCUCCUCGAAUCGCCAGAGAGCAUGCUACAGUGCUUUUCGGAGAUUCUCACGCAUCUGAGGAGAACAAUGCCGCUCGCCGCAGAAAUUUCCACAACAAGAAAACUUCACGCGGAGGGAAUGAUGAUAAGCAAUCACGUGGCAAUAAUGCUGAAAAGCGGAAGCGACGUGAUCCGAUGACGUCACAGGGUCCAGAUUCAGAUGAAGACGAGUUACAGGAAAUGACAAAUAAGGAUCGACUGAAAAGAGCAAAAAGGAAAGGAAUUGAUCCAAUGGAUCCAGGAGCUCAUGGAGGCGCUCCAGUUGAAAAAUGGUCGGAUGGCCUUCGCGUUGAUCACGUAACAGGAGCCGACGUGACUGCUGGUGGACCACUUUUCCAACAAAGACCCUAUCCUGCUCCGGGAGCAAUUCUCAGAAAACAUAAACCACAGGAUGAAGAGGAUGAUCAACAAUUCAAUUUUUUAAAAUCAUUUUAAUG